AUGAAAUUCAACAAGUAGGCAAUUGCACUUGCACUUGCAAUUGCAAAUGCCACCGAGGGCGACCACCCACCACCCACAGCACAAACGUGAACGUUUAGCCAGUCAGCAAGUCAGCCAGUCGUAUAGUCGUAUGGUUUAGGCUGUGGAAAAACAUCCGGAGUCCGGAGACCGUGUGUGCAUAUACAUAUUGUAAAUGCAAACGUGCGUGUGGCAGAUCUGAUUUACAUUUCGGAAGCAGAAGCAGCAGUGGCAGGUAACAGAAAACAACGAUACGAUGAGCUGCUUCAGUGCAAUGAACGCCCCGCUGCUGGGUGAAAUGGAGCAGACCAUUGGCAUGCUGGAGCGCGGUACAAUUGUGACGAAGCUGUACGGCAAGCAAAGGCGUCCGGAUCGUCGCCAUCUAAUGCUUAUCAGGGAAACGCGUCAGCUGCUAUGGUCGACAGUGGCCGCCCAAACGCCCCGGACCGACUUUGAGGGUGCGAUACAGCUCCGCGAGAUCCGUGAGAUACGUGUGGGCAAGCACUCGAAGGAGUUCCGGCUCUUCGCCGACGAUUGCCAGCGCUACGAGAACAGCAAAUGCUUUGUCAUCUUGUAUGGCAAUCACUUCAAGCUGAAGAGCUUCUCGGUGGUGGCCCUAUCGGAGAUCGAGGCCGACAAUUGGGUGCGUGGGCUCCGCUAUAUGGUUAAGGACACAGUGAACGCUUCGUAUCCGCUGCAGAUCGAUCGCUGGCUGCGACGCGAAUACUAUCAGAUCGAGAAUGUCAAUUCGCAUUCGGCCAAAUCGUCGGAACAAUCCCAGACGCAGGUGACCAUCAAGGACUUUAAGAUGUUCCUGGCCAGCGUCAGUUGCAAAAUGACCACCAGCAAAUUCAUGGAGUGCUUCACCGACGAUGUCCGACGAAAGCAUGACCUCAAGUUUGAUGACUUUUCGCGUCUCUAUCAGAAGCUCCUACUGCCGCAUAGUUUCGCCAACAUUCUGUGUGGGGGAACAGCCGCAUCGAGUGCCUUUCCCUACUCGGAGGAUCAGCAGACAGUGCGUCCCACAGAGCUGAAGCGUUUUCUGGAAACAGAACAGCGUGAUCUGAACGUGGGCGAGCUCAAUUCCGGGUCCAUAUCCGGCUUCAUACGUGACUUUGUGCAGGAUGUGGAGCGCGAUGUACAGGAACCCUAUCUGACGCUGUCGGAGUUCGUCGACUACCUCUUCUCGAAGCAGAACGACCUGUGGAACAGCAAAUACGAUUCCAUCUUCAUGGACAUGAACAUGCCGCUCUCCUCAUACUGGAUAGCAUCGUCACACAACACCUAUCUGACGGGCGAUCAAUUCUCCAGCGAAUCAUCGUGCGAGGCCUAUGCCCGGGCCCUGCGCAUGGGCUGUCGCUGCAUUGAGCUCGACUGUUGGAAUGGCCCCGAUAACUUACCCUACAUAUUCCAUGGUCACACAAUGACAUCCAAAAUCAAGUUCAUGGAUGUUGUAAAGACCAUCAAGGAUCAUGCCUUCACCACCUCCGAGUAUCCCGUCAUUCUGUCCAUCGAACAGAAUUGCUCUUUAGAGCAGCAACGAAAUAUGGCACAGGCGUUAAUUGAGGUCUUUGGCGAUAUGCUGCUCACGCAGCCAUGUGAUCGGAACGAACAGCAUUUGCCCUCCCCCUACCAGCUCCGCCGCAAGAUAAUUCUAAAGCACAAGAAGCUGCCGCAAUACGAUGAGACGACAUUCAGCGGCGUGGGCAUAAGUAACGGUGGCAUAGCAGCCGCCGCUGCUGGUGGCGGCGGCGGCUCAUCGCUUACCCAUCGAUCAUCGUUGAGCGGUGGCGGUGGCGAAAAUGAGGGUGAAAAUAUGCGCAAGGUAUUCAAAGAGGGGCUGCUGUACUUCAAGGAUCCCGUGGACAAGUCCUGGAAUCUCUAUCAGUUUGUGUUGACCCAACAAGAGCUCAUCUACACCUCUGAAAUCAGUGAAUCACAUCGGAAUGGAACCUCAGAAGAUGACGACUUUGGUCUGUCGUCGUCCUGUUCUUUGAACAACACAAUGCAACAGAAACAGAAGGAUACCUCGGCCAACGAUGAGCUGCAUUUUGGCGAAAACUGGUUUCAUGGCAAAUUGGAAGGUGGCCGCAAAGAAGCCGACGACCUGCUGCAAAAGUAUAAACAUCUUGGUGAUGGAACAUUUUUGGUGCGCGAAUCGGCCACAUUUGUGGGCGACUAUAGCCUCUCGUUUUGGCGUCGGAAUCGACCGAAUCACUGUCGCAUCAAAUUAAAGCACGAGAGCGGCUCCAUCCGCUACUAUUUGGUCGAGAAUUUCAUAUUCGAUUCGCUGUAUUCGCUGAUUGUUUACUAUCGCAAGAAUAUGCUGCGCAGCUCGGAGUUUUCGAUAAUACUUAAAGAGCCAGUGCCGCAGCCGAAGAAGCAUGAGGACCAGGACUGGUUCCAUCCAAACACCACCAAGGAGCAGGCCGAGCAGGGGCUGUUCAAGCUGGAUAUUGGUUCGUUUUUGGUACGCCCCUCUGUGCAGAGCAUCAAUGCUUUUGUCAUUUCGUUCACGAUCAAUCGAAAGAUCAAACACUGUCGGAUUAUCCAAGAGGGACGACUGUAUGCCAUCGAUACGAUGCAGUUUGAGUCGUUGGUGUCGCUCAUCCAUUAUUAUACGAGAAAUCCGUUGUAUCGCAAUGUGAAGCUCUGCCAUCCUGUGUCCCAGGAUCUGCUGCGACAGGCACUGGCGGAGAAUGCACAGCAGGGCACAGAUCACAGCAACGAUGGCAACGGGGCUUCGAAUUAUAUGGGCUCCAAUCUGGAGGAGCAUGUCACCUGCAAGGCUCUGUACAGCUACAAGGCCAACAAACCGGAUGAGCUGUCCUUUCCCAAGCACGCCAUCAUCACGAAUGUCCAAAGAAACAACACCAUGUGGUGGAUAGGGGACUAUGGCGGCAUGAUAAAGAAGCAUUUGCCAGCCAACUACGUAAAGGUGAUUGAUGCCGCCACAGAGGAUUACAAUUCGGUGAAUGAGGAGGGCACUGACGGCCGAACCGAUUCGAUUGAGAUCUAUGGGGCCGUGGCCUCGCUCUUCGAAUCAAAUGAGCCUGGCAUCAUAUUCAAGCUGCAGAUACAAACACCAACGAUGCAAAAUCCGUUUGUGAUCGGGUUUGACAAUCAGGAGACGGCCUACGAGUGGAUAAAGGCCAUCCAGGAGGCGGCCUUAAUCGCUAGUCAACUGGCCACUGAGCGGCGCAAAAAAGAGCGCACGGCGCGCGUGGCCAAGGAAAUGUCCGAUCUGAUAAUAUAUUUCCGGAGUGUACCAUUUCGUGAGCACUCCUGGAUUUUCCAGGAGAUGUCCAGUUUUCCCGAAACGAAGGCCGAAAAGCAGUUCUUCCAACAGAAUACGCAGCUCUUUCUCUCGUAUCAUCGAAACCAAAUCAGUCGGGUGUAUCCCAAGGGGCAGCGCCUGGACUCGUCAAACUUCAAUCCCGUGCCUUUCUGGAAUAUUGGAUCUCAGAUGAUAGCCCUCAACUAUCAGACGGGCGACAAGGCCAUGCAAUUGAAUCAGGCCAAAUUCCGGAAUAAUGGCCAAUGUGGCUAUAUACUGAAGCCGUCGUUCAUGAAGGCCGAAAGUUUCAAUCCAAACAACCCGCUGUCCGAUGGCCUCAAUGAAGUGCGUGUCAGCAUACGCCUGAUAGCGGCACGGCAUCUGUUUCGCGGCGGUAAAUCCAAUAAUCCACAAAUCGUGGUGGAAAUCAUGGGCGCCAGCUUCGAUACUGGGAUCAAAUAUCGCACCAAAGUCAAUGAGAAUGGCUUCAAUCCGGUGUGGAAUGAGGCCUGCGAGUUUACCGUACGCAAUCCACAGUUUGCGAUCCUUCGGUUCGAAGUCCAGGACGAGGAUAUGUUUGCAGAGACACAUUUCAUAGCGCAGGCCUGCUAUCCAUUGACCUGUGUGCGCCAGGGCUAUCGCAGUGUAAUCUUGAGGAACAAAUUCAGCGAGGAACUGGAACUAUCCUCAUUGCUGGUCAACAUAAAGAUAACAAAUAUCACUUCCACUUAGCCAUAGAGUCCUCCUGAAGUACCCCAAAAGUAUCUGAAACGCACGCACCACAACUGAACAAAACUUAAAGGGCAUUCCAUUUGAUAAGUUCUGGAACAAAACCCAUUUGAAAUUUCAAGCAUUCAAGCAUUUAAUGAAAGAGUAGAAGUCUUCUCCACUCUCCCACAUAUUUCUAAAGCGGCAGAGCCCCGUGCAAUAUAUUUUAUUCUAUGUCUACUUACCACAUACUAAAACCAUAGAUAGAUCUACUUUUAUCUGUGUUUUAGUCAAGCAUUUUUCAAGUAUUUUCUAGUUGUACUUUAAGUUAUUGUCUAUGUACCAUUUUCGCCUCUCUGUUUCUAUGUCGUAUGUCUAUUUUUUAACUGGUUAACGAAUGUCUCAUAUGCAUAUCAUAUCAUAUCAUAUCAGAAACAUAUACAUAUACCUACGGUGUACCCGUACAAACCAAACGAAACCCCCUUUACCUAUACUGUUUAAUGUUUUACAUUAUUUUAAUGCCAAAUAAAGAUUUACCGGCGUUAGAUGUGCCUUAACUUUA
Messenger RNA from Drosophila persimilis, 4565 nucleotides. It is a transcript of the gene sl, whose product is annotated as 1-phosphatidylinositol 4,5-bisphosphate phosphodiesterase gamma-1. NCBI's taxonomy places the organism in Eukaryota, Metazoa, Arthropoda, Insecta, Diptera, Drosophilidae. The transcript has 4 exons. The record is from RefSeq and is a predicted model, not a curated record. Bases 275 to 4027 code for a protein of 1250 amino acids. Gene Ontology annotation, biological process: positive regulation of epithelial cell migration; phospholipid catabolic process; phosphatidylinositol-mediated signaling. Gene Ontology annotation, molecular function: phosphatidylinositol-4,5-bisphosphate phospholipase C activity; protein binding.